Messenger RNA from Scophthalmus maximus (turbot), 2570 nucleotides. It is a transcript of the gene lrrc15, whose product is annotated as leucine rich repeat containing 15. Bases 268 to 1980 code for a protein of 570 amino acids. Gene Ontology annotation, molecular function: protein binding. Lineage: Eukaryota; Metazoa; Chordata; Actinopteri; Pleuronectiformes; Scophthalmidae. Gene Ontology annotation, cellular component: extracellular matrix. The record is from RefSeq and is a predicted model, not a curated record. The transcript is spliced from 2 exons.
CACGACAGUGAACAGUGACACUGAGGCUACAGAGAAAGAACCUGCAGAUUUCAUGAGCUUAGAGCACAAAGAAAAAAACUGACUGAUGAAGGGAAACAAGUAAUGACGAGGAACAGGAAAAUGUGAUGCCGUGCGAGUUCAAAAAGUGCUGGAAACUUUCAUCACAUGAAUUGUGAAGCUGAGGACGAAGGGAGGACGUAUAUAUAAGAUAACGACUCCAACUCACUGUCUGUUCACUCAAUCGUCAGCUUCUACUGGAGGGAAAAAAUGGACCUGCCACCAACCCUUCAUGUGUUUCUUCUUCUCUUUUCCCUAAAUGCUGUUGUUUGGGCGUGUCCAGAUGGAUGCAAAUGUCAAGGAAGCAAAAUCAUCUGCAGUGGCCUCUCAGACUUCCCCACAACUGUGCCCUCAUCUAUCACCACCAUCUUCUUCUUCAAUUGCAGUAUCUACUCUCUGAAACCAGAGGACCUGACUGAUUUCUCAAACGCCCUUGGCAUUUUUGUGAUUAAAGACACUGAUUUGAGGGAAGUUCACCCUGGCACAUUUGAUUCCACUCUGAAUAUAGGUGCCUUAGGCUUAACUGGCACCGGACUGAAAGAUCUCCCUGAGGCCUUGUUCCAAAAUCUUCAGAAGCUGGAGAGUCUGAAUCUGAAGGGCAACCAACUCCUGGUACUCCGCACUAACUGGUUUUCCUCCCUGACACAUCUAAAAAUUCUUGACCUUAGUAAGAAUCUUUUCACUUCUGCACCUGUGAAAAUUUUUCACCCUCUUACUGGGCUAGAAUACCUUUACCUUUCUGGAAACAAUAUCCUUCGGCUGUCUAGAGAGACAUUCAAGGGUCUUUUUGACCUUAAAACCUUGCGGCUUAAUAAAAACUUGCUUCAGGAACUCGCCAUUGGCAGUCUGGAUGACCUUGGAAACCUGGAGGAAUUAUCCCUAAAUGACAAUCUAAUCACUCACCUCCACCAUGACAUGUUCUCUAAGACUCCAAAGCUCCAGAAGCUGUUCCUCUCCCACAACAGGCUAACAUCUCUUCCACAAGGGAUCUUCUUAAAUCUUCCCCUCCUUUCCCAGAUCUCCCUGUAUGAAAACCAGCUGGAGAGUCUGGGUCAAGGGGUGUUUGGGCCCAUGCCCUUGAAGGAGUUGUGGCUGUAUGACAAUAAGCUCAGCCGUGUGGAGGAUGACACAUUCAGAAAUCUGACUCAGUUGCAUCUUCUGGUGCUCAGCCGCAACCAGAUCAGCUAUGUUUCCACUGGGGCCUUUAGAGGUUUGGAGCAGCUGGGAGAGGUAUCACUUCACACCAAUCUGCUCACAAACCUACAAACUGGGACUUUCCAAGGUCUGCCCAGCCUUGUCAACAUCUCGUUGGAGCACAAUUUCAUCAGUUCCCUCCCUGUGGGUUCUCUGCAGGGGCUGAGCCACCUAGGACAGAUGGACCUACGAAACAAUUCCCUUCACAACCUGCCACAGGAAAGUCUAGAUGCACUCACCAUAGCAAAGGAAGUACUACUGCAGCAGAAUCCCUGGUCGUGUGACAAGGAUAUUCUGCCUCUUAGGGAUUGGCUGAGACUACACCCAUCCAAGGCCAACCAAACCCUUUUGGUGUGUGAAGUGCCUUUCAGUCUGAACGGUGAAUUGAUUGCUCUACUGACAGAUGAGAACCUGGUGUCUCUCAGCUCUACCAGGGAGCCUGUGUUAACCUCAACAGAGAAGAGGAGGAAACCCAAUACCCCUCCAACAAGAAAAACCAGCUCCACACCUCCUGUCAAGACCACAACCAACUCAAAGCAUGAAGAGGUCACCAGCAGCGGACAAGGGGAGCAGGAAACUGUUUCUAAUAAUACUUCCAUAACUCUCAUCAUCAUUGCAGUAGUGUCCACUGUCAUCAUCAGCACCGUCAUCAUCAGCUGUGUGUGCUGGAGGAAGAACAAAAGAGGCCGGGGAGAUAUACGCCGCAGAAACAAGAACUCUGUGCUGUAGACUAUACCAUCCAAUCAAUAACCCAAGAAAUAUUCAAGUCAAGGGAAACUUCUCACUGAUUACUGUGGAUUACCCAGAAAAUCUAGAGGAUAGAGUUGAUUGUAGAGCCUCAAAUGCAUAGAAAGAACCGCUUUAGCUCCUUCUUCUUCAGCUACAACAAGCAGGGAAACAGAUUUUCUAUUGAAUUCUUUAGCAUUCAGUUUUUUUUAACAGUCAGUACUGUGUGUUGUAAAAAGUUAACUAACAUCUUACACACUAUGCAUAAAAAAACCCACCUUGCUCUUUUGUGGGAAACUGGGACUUUUUGGUGAAUGUAAACUCAAAUGCACUGAAACAGUGUACUUCUUUUAAUGGAAUUUGGACUGAACUAAGUAUUUCUUUCAAUGGUCUUUCUUUUUUUCAUUGAUUAUUGCAGUUUGAAAUUCCUUUUUAUACUAACAUCAAUACAUUUCAGGAACAGUUUUAAUUGCUUGUAAAAUGGCAAUCCAUGCAAAAUAAAACAUGUAAUUCUUACUCUGGUGUUACACAAUUCAAAGCAACAUGCUACUAUACAUUGAAUAAAUGCACUGCUUUUAGUGGGAGCAAUCUGA